Phacochoerus africanus (Common warthog) is the source of this 4652-nucleotide messenger RNA. RefSeq names its product oxysterol binding protein like 11 (gene OSBPL11). The record is from RefSeq and is a predicted model, not a curated record. The transcript is spliced from 13 exons. Lineage: Eukaryota; Metazoa; Chordata; Mammalia; Artiodactyla; Suidae. The coding region runs from base 744 to 3017 and encodes 757 amino acids. Gene Ontology annotation, cellular component: membrane; cytosol; intracellular membrane-bounded organelle. Gene Ontology annotation, molecular function: sterol binding.
GUGGGUGACCUACCGUGGGACUGUGGGUGGGGCGGCGGCCGCCGUUGUGGCUCUCACAUUUGGGUUGGGGAGAGGGUGAGGGACUAGUCCGCCCCUGAGAACCGAGUCGAGGGCCCGGGGCCGAGCGUGCUGGAGGAAGUCGCCCCGAGCGGCUCGCCUUUGCCGGAGGCGGGGUGGCCCUGGGAGCCGGCGUCCCGCCCCCGGCGGCCUCCCUCCCCAACCCUCCUCCCCGGCUGCGCGCGGGCUGCUCCCGCUCAGUCUUGGGGGCUGCGGCGGGAACCGCCGAGAGGGGUGGACGGGGCCCUUCCCGCUGAGGACCGGCUGGAGAAGAAGAGGGAGCGCGGCGGUUCAAGUCUGUCAGCCCAGAGGUCAGGCCGCGAGUCCCGGUCCGUGGCCCGUCCUCCUCCCAGCCCUCUUGGCUGGAGUCCGCGACCUCCCCACGCUCCUUCUGCUUCUCCUUUGAGCAUGCCACCAAGUCCUCGGGCAGGGUGAUUUUCUUUUCUUCCUUGUUUUUGCCCGAAAGGAGACAUCUAUUUAAAGGACAUCUAUUCUCAUCGCUACUCCUCUCCUCUUAAAAGUUUUCCUUCACGAGGAAUGCUUGUAUUCGUUCCCUGGAUUAUUUGAUGGUUCCUACUCCAGCCACCGUCUCAUUUAGCAAUUGGGAUCACCUUCAGAUCAAAUCUUAAAUCUCACCACUUACAAAACUACCAUACAGAGUUGUUCUCUCCGCCCGAGAAGGGCAAAUGGACUUUGAAGUUAAGAUGCAGGGAGGUGAGCCAGUGUCAACAAUGAAAGUCUCAGAGAGCGAAGGAAGGCUGGAGGGCCUGGCCACCGCGGUGACCCCCAACAAGAACAGCAGCAACAGCAGCUGUGGAGGUGGAAUCAGCAGCAGCAGCAGCGGCAGCAGCAGAGGUGGCAGUGCCAAAGGCUGGCAGUACAGUGAUCACAUGGAAAAUGUGUAUGGCUACUUAAUGAAGUACACCAACCUCGUCACUGGGUGGCAGUACAGGUUUUUUGUUUUAAACAAUGAAGCUGGGCUGUUGGAGUACUUUGUGAAUGAACAGUCUAGAAAUCAGAAACCCAGAGGUACUUUGCAGCUUGCAGGAGCUGUAAUCUCACCCAGUGAUGAGGACUCUCACACCUUCACUGUAAAUGCUGCCAGUGGGGAACAGUAUAAACUCAGAGCCACAGAUGCUAAAGAGAGACAACAUUGGGUUAGUCGACUUCAGAUAUGUACACAACACCACACUGAAGCUAUUGGCAAGAAUAAUCCUCCUCUGAAAUCACGGAGCUUCUCACUUGCAUCUAGUGGUAAUUCUCCUAUAUCCCAGAGGAGACCAAGUCAAAAUGCCAUUUCCUUUUUUAAUGUUGGACAUUCCAAACUACAAUCAGUGAGCAAAAGAGCUAACUUACCUCCAGACCAUCUUGUGGAAGUCAGAGAAAUGAUGUCUCAUGCUGAAGGACAACAAAGAGACUUAAUUAGAAGAAUUGAAUGCCUUCCUGCUUCUGGCCAUCUUAGUUCCUUGGACCAGGAUCUCUUAAUGCUCAAGGCUACUUCCAUGGCAACUAUGAACUGCUUAAAUGACUGCUUCCAUAUUCUCCAGUUGCAGCAUGCAUCACACCAGAAGGGCUCAUUGCCUUCAGGAACGACAAUCGAGUGGUUAGAACCAAAGAUACCUUUAUCAAACCACUAUAAAAAUGAAGCUGACCAGCCCUUUGCAGCUGAGCAGAGUAAGCCAGUGGCAGUCCCAGAAGAGCAGUGUGUUGCAGAAUCUGGACUGUUAACAAGGGAACCUGAAGAAAUAAAUGCAGAUGAUGAGGUGGAGGAUACUUGUGACAACAAGGAGGACGACCUGGGAGCUGUGGAGGAGCAACGCAGUGUUAUCCUACAUCUCUUGUCACAGCUCAAGCUGGGCAUGGAUUUAACAAGAGUGGUGCUUCCUACAUUUAUCCUAGAGAAGCGUUCCUUGCUGGAAAUGUAUGCAGACUUUAUGUCUCAUCCAGACCUAUUUAUAGGCAUCACUAAUGGAGCUACGGCUGAGGACAGAAUGAUUCGUUUUGUUGAGUACUACCUUACCUCGUUUCAUGAAGGCCGUAAGGGAGCAAUUGCUAAGAAACCAUACAAUCCUAUUAUUGGAGAAACAUUUCACUGUUCCUGGAGGAUGCCAAAAAGCGAGGUAGCAUCCAGUGUCAUUAGCUCUUCCACCCAGGCUGGCACAAAUCAUGCUCCUCCAUCAGAGGAGGCUUUGAGCCAGGUGGGAUCAGACUGCUAUACAGUCAGAUUUGUUGCUGAGCAGGUUUCCCAUCAUCCUCCCGUCUCAGGAUUUUAUGCAGAAUGUGCAGAGAGGAAGAUGUGUGUAAAUGCGCAUGUCUGGACUAAGAGCAAAUUCUUAGGCAUGUCGAUAGGCGUGACAAUGGUUGGGGAAGGUGUCCUCAGUCUCCUGGAGCAUGGAGAAGAGUAUACAUUUUCUCUACCUUGUGCAUAUGCCAGGUCAAUUUUAACUGUUCCUUGGGUGGAGCUGGGUGGCAAAAUCAGUGUCAACUGUGCAAAAACUGGAUAUUCAGCCAGCAUCACUUUUCAUACAAAGCCAUUUUAUGGUGGCAAACUGCACCGGGUUACCGGUGAAGUGAAGCACAACAUCACCAACACUGUCGUAUGCAAAGUACAAGGGGAAUGGAAUAGUGUUCUCGAAUUCACUUACAGUAACGGAGAGACAAAGCACGUGGACUUGACUAAAUUGGCAGUGACAAAGAAAAGAGUAAGACCUCUGGAGAAGCAGGAUCCAUUUGAAUCCAGGCGAUUGUGGAAAAAUGUGACAGACUCUCUAAGGGAAUCCGAAAUUGAUAAGGCCACAGAGCAUAAACGUACCCUGGAGGAACGCCAGAGGACUGAAGAAAGGCAUCGUACUGAAACAGGCACACCUUGGAAAACCAAAUAUUUUAUUAAAGAGGGAGAUGGCUGGGUUUAUCACAAACCUCUUUGGAAAAUAAUUCCAACAACACAACCAGCAGAGUGACGACACACACUGUCUAAUACUCGACCAAAUGAACUUCUCUGUUUACCCUAAAUCCUCCCAGAAUGGAGUCAUUGCACUGAGUGACCUGCUUCCUUAUUGCACAGACUGAAACUAACUAAACACGAAUGUACCAAUUAGGGCACCAUAGAACUGCUGCAAGACCAAAGUGUUGAAGAAGAACUAUGGACAUCUCACCAGGCUGUUCAUAUGAUGUGAGCAAUAUCAUCUGAAAUCUUUCACCUGAAUUAUUAGAUGAUGAAUCUUUUAUCCAAUUCCUGCUCGGAAAGCUAAGUUUGAAACCCCUGUUUUUGCAUGGGGACAGCAGAUAAACACAAUGAGAACUCAGUAAUUUUGAUUUCUUUAUAGUGAAAAGUGAAGUGUCUUUCAGAGUUUGUGCUUUGCUUUCUGUCAGCAGCUGAAGUAUUCACUACUCUUACAACAAACCAAGAGGAGGAAGAAGAUGAUCCAGAAGUGGCUUCAGCCAUUGUGCCUGAAAUCAGUGUUAAAAAAAAAUCAACCAGGUUGUUGUAACAAGGCAUUCUAUUCCUUCAAAGAGACUCUGUGCCUGUGUUUGAGGAACUUAUUCAUUAUCCAUCUCUGUUGCAACUCUCUUUUAAAAAGUAUAUUUAUAAAUUGAUUAGAAAUAUAACCAUGGAGAAUUUUUUCUUCUGAGCAUUUUAAUAUACUUGAAAACAACCAUUGACUUGAAUUCAGAACAUUUUUCAGUACCUAGUUUUAUUAAAUACUACACUUGAGAGACAAUUUUUUAAAAUGUGUUCAUGUCAAUAUGGUGAGAUUUUGGCCUUUCUCAAGAACUGAGGCAUUAAAGAACAUAGCAAAUAUUAAAAAAUAAAACUGUUACUGUUUUCCUUACCUUUUUUUCACUUGUAAGUUAAUAUGCAGUAUUAUGUGCUAUCCCUCUGGAUAAGUAUGGUUUAUCUUACCUCUGUUCACUCAAAAUUUAAAACAACUAUUCAUAUUUGUCAGUAAUUCAGAAGUUCUAUAUGUGACUGAGUGCAUGUAUGGUAUGGUUUUCUUUUCUUUUCAAGGAAAUUCAAAUGCUGAAGAAAAGAGUAUGAAAUAAAAAGCUACCAGAAAAAAAAAAAAAAGAUGUCAGGAAGUUGUAUUCAGGUACAAAUCUUUUUUUUUAAAUAACUAUUUUAUUGAGAUUGACGAAUUGCUGGCAAUUAAAAGAAUAGUGCUAAUUAUGGCUUUCAUCAUUUAUUCAAGUAUUUAUUAAGCACCUGCUUACAUGGUGCUCAACAUUUGUUACUGCAAGCUACCUUAAUUUUCUAAGAGUGGUGCCUUACUCUGUUUCUUCUGAAGUGGUCUUCCAAUCAGUGUGUGUAACAUAUACCUGUUAUUCAUCAGCCAUUGUAGGUGGCUGUAUCUGUUGCAUCAUCAUAAGAAGUUUAAGCUUUGAGGUCUGUGUUUUAUUGAAGGGAGUUGUUAAUAGGAUGAAAACAAUUUUUUUCAACCAGUUGUAAAUUAUAAGAAAAUAAUUGGCUUAUGUACAGCCAUUUUAAUGAUUCCCUUGUUCAUUUUUGCUGUGAAAUGCACUGAAAAAAAAAUCUCAAAAUGAGUUAUAGUUCAUGUGUUGGGAAGAUUAAAAAAAUAAUAAAACUAGACAACAAA